GUAAGUGAAAGAAAGAGAUUGCAGUUUGAUUGUAUUGAUUGAUUUACUGAUGGAUUGACCUAAUUCAUUUAUUGACUAUCUGACAUCAUUUAGCAAUUUAAAAAAUGCAAAAAGUUGAGGAAACGAAAUGAAUUUUUAAUUGAUUUGUGGUGAAACUCGACUUAAGUGCUGUCCUUUUCAGUCGUUCAAUAAUGCAGGUGAGAACAAGACACUAGUUUGAUAUAUUCAUCAGUUUUUACGUGUAUAUUGGGUCAGGUCAGAGUUGUCAUUAGGGCAAACGCAGAGGCAGGGGCAAAGGCAGAUUAGGGUCACGCUGUGAACGUGAACACCUGUUACCGUUAUAUGUCCUGAAUUAUAACGGCCCAUCACGGUUCAGUUCAAGUUGAAGAUGGAGAACGAAAACAUGUCCGCUGCUCCAUUGCUGAGCAAAUCGAAUCCUGUUUUUUGCUGCUAUUUAUUUUGGAGCAGUCUGCUCAUUCUUAAAAUGCUAUUCAUGGCUCUGUUGACAGCCAGGCAGCGUAUAAAAACAAAAAGCUUUGCCAAUCCUGAGGAUUUGCGCGUUGGCAGAUGCACGGAUGUCCGUUUCAACGAUCCCAACGUGGAGCGAGUGCGUCGUGCUCAUCGCAACGAUUUGGAGAAUGUGCUGCCCUUUUUGCUAAUGUCCCUGGCCUAUGUGGCCUGCAGCCCCCACCCCCUGACCGCCAAGAUGCUUAUACGCAUUGGAGCCAGCGCUCGACUGCUGCAUACCAUUGUCUAUGCGGUGCUGCCGCUGCCACAGCCGACGCGAGCGAUCUGCUUUUUCAUCACGUUUGGCAUUGUGUGCUUCGAGGCGAUUUAUGUGAUCAUCUGUUCUAUCAAAUAUAUCUAAAGAGUGGAGAGAAGAGGAGGAGGAGAGGCGAGAGGAAGACGUCGGUUUUAU
Molecule: messenger RNA, 919 nt
Organism: Drosophila hydei
Lineage: Eukaryota; Metazoa; Arthropoda; Insecta; Diptera; Drosophilidae
Product: microsomal glutathione S-transferase 1
Exons: 2
Coding region: 389-868 (159 amino acids)
Cellular component (GO): membrane
Source: RefSeq, a predicted model, not a curated record